AUGGAUGUUUUAUCAAGAAUACAGGCUGUGACUCCCAUAAAUAAUGCUAGGAAAUUCACUGUUCGAUUUGAUAUGAUGUGUGGAAAUGAUGAUCAUUAUUUUGAUUUUAUUCAAGGAAGAAAAAUCGGUGCUCUGCGAUUGAUUCGUCCUGUAAUUGGCCCACGAACAUUCCAAGUUAAGUUGCAAAUGGUAGUUUUAGACAGUAAAAGAUACUUGUUAGCUGUGCAUUGGGCAUUCGUACAUAUUGAUGUCUCACCACAAUCAUACUAAAAAAAUGUACGUGAAGUCGCAUUUGUACAUAGUCUUGGGAUGCUGACUUUUACGAGAAGUACCUGACAUAAACUAAUAGCAGGAAUAUAUAUUGUAACAGUAUGUGUAACACUCCUCCGCGACAGUAACAAGGUAUUAUUUUCUCUGUAGUGACCAAUCCACAAAUGCAAUAAAAGGAAUAUUUGUAUUAAUGUUUCAGAAAUCAGUUAUUAUAAGUAAGGCAUCUGUUCAAUCUAUGCUAAUCUAAUCUAACGCCAAAAUA
Gryllus bimaculatus (two-spotted cricket) is the source of this 532-nucleotide messenger RNA. The record is from the annotation of a GenBank genome assembly. NCBI's taxonomy places the organism in Eukaryota, Metazoa, Arthropoda, Insecta, Orthoptera, Gryllidae.